Messenger RNA from Vicia villosa (hairy vetch), 1368 nucleotides. RefSeq lists its product as uncharacterized. The record is from RefSeq and is a predicted model, not a curated record. Bases 1 to 1368 code for a protein of 455 amino acids. The transcript is spliced from 2 exons. Lineage: Eukaryota; Viridiplantae; Streptophyta; Magnoliopsida; Fabales; Fabaceae.
AUGGACAAGGAAGGAGGGUUUGUGAACAGACCACUUGUUCUGACUGGAAGCAAUUAUGACUACUGGAAGCCACAUAUGGUAGCCUUCAUAAAAGCUUUGGACAGCAAAGCUUGGAAAGCCAUUGUAAAAGGGUGGAAACAUCCUGUUGUGUUGGACGCAAUUAAACAGCCCACCUCUACUCUAAAACUUGAAGAAGAUUGGGAUGAUGAAGAGGAUAAUCUUGCUCUUGGAAACUUUAAAGCCUUGAACGCUAUAUUCAACAGUAUUGACAGGAAUGUCUUCAGAUUGGUGAACACAUGUGAAGUUGCUAAAGAUGCCUGGGAUAUCCUCAAAACUGCCCAUGAGGGAACCUCCAAGGUGAAAAUGUCCAGGCUUCAGCUGCUCACCACUCAAUUUGAGAAUCUAAGGAUGAAGGAAGAUGAAAGUAUCCAUGAUUUUUAUAUGAAUGUCUUCGAGAUAGCAAACACAUCUAGUGCCUUGGGAGAAAAAAUGCCAGAAGAAAAACUGGUGAGAAAGAUGUUGAGAUCCCUCCCCAAGAGUUUUGAUAUGAAGGUCACUGCCAUAGAAGAAGCCCAAGACAUCAACCUGUUAAAAUUGGAUGAAUUGGUUAGAUCCCUUCAAACGUUUGAAAUGAGCGUCAAUGAAAGGUCUGAAAAGGAGAACAAAAGCAUAGCCUUUGUCGCCAACUCUAAAGAUGGACAGGAGGAAUGUAAUCUAAGUACAAAGGAAGGAACAGUCAAUUCUAUAGUUCUGCUUGGAAGACAAAUUAACCUGGUAACAAAGCAGAUGAAAAGGAACCCAAAUUCAAAUGCUCAAAAUAACUCCUUUGACAUUCUCAAGGCAAAUGAUCUUGAAAUAAGAAGGGGAGAAGAAAAGUACCCUCAAGAAAAGGAGAAGUUUGUCAAGCAUGUGGAAGCCUUAACAGGUAGAUGGGGAUCUAGUGAAGAAUCCAGUGAUGAUGAACUGACCUAUGAUGGACUAGGUGCAUCAUACCGGGAAUUGUAUCUCAGAAGCUCUGAUCUAGGUCAAAUGACAGACAGACAAAAGGAUCUCAUACACCACCUAAAGGCUGAAAAGAGAGAGCACCUGAAAACCAUCUCUGCCUUAAAGGAAGAAGUGCUUUCUUUGAAGUCUGAACUUGACAGAGUUCACAAGUCUGUCAGGAUGUUGAAUAAAGGGAAUGACUCUCUAGAUGAAAUCCUAGAAAUGGGGAGAAUAACCGGAGACUUGAGUGGUCUAGGAUUCAGCAAGAACAAGAUAUCUGCCUCUGACACCUCUUAUCCUAAGUAUGGCUCUGAGAUGUUGGUUCAAAUGUCUCAAUAUUAUGGCAAGAGUAGAGUUGUGCCUGUAACAGCCCGAUUUUAUUAG